UAUAAUAAAUAAAAAAGAAUAAACUACAAUACCCAGUGCGGUACUUAUAUAAACGGUCACAGUGAUAUGUAAAUGUUCUCGGCCAAAAAUAAGGCAAAUUUAUAAAAAAAAAAAAAACACAGUGCAAUUCACCGCUGCUCAUUUGCAGUUCGUCGCCCUCGUGUAUAUAUCACUGUCCGCUGUCACAGUUCUCGCAGUUACUGCCAUACUCGCCGCUGCUCUCAUCACUGUAACCGUCGCUGCUACUCUGGUCACUGCUGCUGCCGUCAUCGCCCGCUGUCGCUGCAAUCCCUACCGCUGGUUCUGUCGCCGCCAGGAAUGACCUGCACCUGCAUCCUUUGCAAAAGGAAAGUCAAGGCUUGCAAUAAGCCUAUACAGGUUCAUUGGACGCCGAGGAAUGCCGCGGAAAAUAUACAGCGACAACGCCACCAACUUCGUCGGCGCCGAUCGCAAGCUUCGCGAGCUGAGGGAUGCUUUCGAGGCCCAACAACCGGAAGUACAGAAAUACGCAACGGACGAAGGAUUCACCUUCGCCUUUAUACCACCCAGGGCACCGCACUUCGGCGGGUUAUGGGAGGCGGCAGUGAAGUCCGCCAAACACCUUCUCGUGCGCGCAAUCGGCAACGCGCUGCUCACCGCCGAAGAACUACAGACGCUGCUCGUCGAGGUCGAGGCCGUACUCAACUCGCGACCCCUGGUACCACUGAGUCAGGACCCGAACGAUGGAGAGGCCCUAACACCAGCGCACCUAUUAGUUGGGUGCCCCCCUCGAGCGCUGCCACCAGCCCAAGUAUCGAUGGACCCAAUGCGUUGCUGCGACAGAUGGCAACUUGUCUGUUGUCUCAAGCAACAGUUUUGGCGACUGUGGUCCAGGAACUACCUGUUGGGCCUUCAACAGAGGAACAAGUGGUUGCAUCCGAAACGCAACCUCGAGCUGAACGACCUCGUCCUGGUUCAGGAAGACAACACACCACCGCAGCAAUGGGUGCUCGGCCGCGUCGCCGCAAUCGUAACAGGGCAAGACGGCAAAGUCCGCGUAGCAGACGUGGCAACCAAAGCGGGCGUAAUUAAACGCCCCGUUCACAAGCUCGCCGUACUGCCAUCAGACGUUGAAGGACCAUGAGCCUUUCAAGGUGGCCGGUGUUACGCCAA
Anastrepha ludens (Mexican fruit fly) is the source of this 1152-nucleotide messenger RNA. RefSeq lists its product as uncharacterized. Bases 398 to 1123 code for a protein of 241 amino acids. Gene Ontology annotation, molecular function: nucleic acid binding. The transcript has 2 exons. Lineage: Eukaryota; Metazoa; Arthropoda; Insecta; Diptera; Tephritidae. The record is from RefSeq and is a predicted model, not a curated record. Gene Ontology annotation, biological process: DNA integration.